AUGGGACUCAUCCGCAAGCUAUCCAACACCUUCAAGAACGUGACCGGUAACGUAAUUGACAGUCUGAAGGACAAGAAAGAAAAAAAGGAGCAGCGAGAGCAAACCGAAAAGCAGGAAAAGAAGCCCAUCUUCGCCUCUUCCACUGUCACCACCAGCACGUACAGCCACGACAACUACGACUCGGACAACGCGUCGGAUGACACUCAUCUCCGUGGUGAAAGUUGCGUUCGAUGUGCCAAUGGCAACCACCGCAAGCCGAGAAAGUUUGUGAAGGAGGCUGAGGAGGCCGCGGCUGCGGCUUCGGCUGCGAGAAUGUCGCGUCGAUCCAACAGUGCCAUCUUCUAG
Messenger RNA from Linnemannia hyalina, 345 nucleotides. The record is from the annotation of a GenBank genome assembly. NCBI's taxonomy places the organism in Eukaryota, Fungi, Mortierellomycota, Mortierellomycetes, Mortierellales, Mortierellaceae.